Messenger RNA from Aspergillus caelatus, 2203 nucleotides. Its product is annotated as glycoside hydrolase family 13 protein. The transcript has a single exon. Lineage: Eukaryota; Fungi; Ascomycota; Eurotiomycetes; Eurotiales; Aspergillaceae. Gene Ontology annotation, molecular function: alpha-amylase activity. Gene Ontology annotation, biological process: oligosaccharide catabolic process. The record is from RefSeq and is a predicted model, not a curated record. Bases 227 to 1954 code for a protein of 575 amino acids.
GCCUCUUAUGCAGGUGUGAUAACUGCUCGGGCCGACAUUGCGCCAAUACAGAGUAUGUAUCUGAUGGGUGGAUCAGCAUCGUGCAUGCCAGUUGUUAUGAGAUGGUGUGCGACCCUACUUACCCAGGCAGUUAUAUAUCUUUCCUUUCGACCAAGUUUGUUUUGCCAGAAAGCCUUUCCUCUCCUACCAUCAUCCCUGCAUCUCCUAUACCCUAUAUCCCUCGAAAAUGUCUCCAGCCCCAGUUGGCGAAAAAUGGUGGAAGAACUCCAUCAUCUACCAGAUCUACCCAGCCAGUUUUAAAGACUCCAACAAUGACGGUAUCGGCGAUAUUCCCGGUAUCAUCUCCUCCCUUGAUUAUAUCACCAGCCUGGGGGUAGACGUGAUUUGGAUCUCACCUAUGUACGACAGCCCCCAAUACGACAUGGGGUAUGAUGUCUCCGACUAUGAGAGUGUCUACCCACCAUACGGCACAGUACAGGACAUGGAAGUCCUCAUCGACGAGUGCCACCGUCGUGGGCUGCGCAUUAUUCUGGACCUGGUUGUCAAUCACACCUCGCACGAGCACAAGUGGUUCAAGGAAUCGCGGUCGUCAAAAUCAAGCCCCAAGCGGGAUUGGUAUAUCUGGAAACCUGCAAAAUACGACGCCAAUGGAGUCCGGAAGCCACCCAACAACUGGCGCAGUAUCUUCGGCGGCAGUGCUUGGGAAUGGGACGAAGGAAGCGAAGAAUACUAUCUCCAUUUGUUUUGCAAGGAACAGCCAGAUCUCAACUGGGAGAACCCAGAGACCCGCCGUGCGAUCUAUGAUUCGGCGAUGGAGUUCUGGCUGCAGAAGGGUGUCGAUGGAUUCCGUGUGGACACAGUGAACAUGUACAGCAAACACCCUGAGUACCCAGAUGCGCCGGUCCUCGACCCCAAGUCGGAGACACAAAUGUCGCCAGCAUUGUUCUGCAAUGGACCUCGUAUUCACGAAUACCUCGGGGAGAUGAAUGAGGUACUUGCAAAGUAUGACGCGAUGACGGUGGGAGAGCUGCCAAAUACGCACACUGUCGAUGGCAUUCUGCGGUAUGUGUCCGCAGCGCAGAACCAGCUGAACAUGGUCUUUCAGUUCGAUAUCGUCGAUCUUGGACAAGGAAAAGAUUAUAAAUUCUUGACUACGCUGCCAGGCUGGACGCUACCGGAACUCAAGGCCGCGGUCAAGGGUACUCAAGUUAUCAUGAGGGGGACAGAUGGGUGGUCCACGGUGUUCAUGGAGAAUCAUGACCAGGGUCGGUCCGUCUCUCGGUUUGGUUCCGAGAAGACCCCAGAAUUGAGAAUCACAUCAGCGAAAAUGCUUGCGAUGAUGCAGGGCACGUUGUCAGGCACUCAAUUCAUCUACCAAGGUCAGGAAAUUGGCAUGGUUAAUGCGCCAGAGAGCUGGACUAUCGAUGAAUAUAAAGAUGUCGACAGUACAAACUACUACCAGAUGGUGCAGAAGAUUUCCAAUGAUGACCCGGUGGAGCUGGAGACUGCUAUGAAGUCACUCCAGCGUUUCGCGAGAGACCAUGCCCGGCUUCCUAUGCAGUGGAGCCCCGAGGCUAAUGGUGGAUUCUCUUCCUCGUCAGAAAAGACGUGGAUGCGUGUCCACGAUAACUACCCCGAGAUCAAUGCAAAAGUGCAGGAGAACGAUGAGUCUUCUGUCUUGUCGUUCUGGAAACGGGUUAUUCAGCUACGGAAAGAAUACGCCGACGUCUUCGUUUUUGGGGAUUUUGAGAUCUUGGAUGAGCCAAAUGAGAAGGUGUUCACUUAUUUCAAGCGAGGACAGAAACAGUCGGCUUUGGUAGUGUUGAACUUUUCAGAGGAUACCCUGAGAUUCGAGAAACCAGCUGCUGUGCAGGAUCCGAAGGUGUUGUUGCGUAACGUUGAAGGGGAUUUGAACGAGUUGCAGCCAUUCGAGGGGCGUGUGCUUUUGUUUUAAAUGAUAGAUAUAAUGACUUUGGUAGAGCCUUAGAUUGAAUUUAUGAUUCCGUUUCUUCACUCUUUUGGAAUAUAGAACGACAUCCCAAGUGAAUCAAGUAAAUGAAUGCCUCAGGCCAUUGCCAAGGCGCCAAGGCACGCGAUCUAAUAUAAAACCUGGGGUAAGAAAGGCCGGCCCCACGAUGUCUCUUCCUACCGACAUCGCCCGCUAGAUCGAUGCUGUUGUUACCGUAGAACCAUGGAGGACCAC